This is a messenger RNA of Erythranthe guttata (spotted monkey flower), 1824 nucleotides long. Its product is annotated as putative F-box/LRR-repeat protein At5g41840. The record is from RefSeq and is a predicted model, not a curated record. Gene Ontology annotation, molecular function: protein binding. NCBI's taxonomy places the organism in Eukaryota, Viridiplantae, Streptophyta, Magnoliopsida, Lamiales, Phrymaceae.
UUAGGGUUUGGGUUUAUUUAAUUAUUUAUUACAGGAAUGAAAAGGGCAAAGGAAGAAGAGGGCUCGAUCUCCAUGGACAGAAUAUCCUCCUUGCCAAAAGAGAUCCUGCAGAGAAUUCUGUAUCUCCUCACCCAAGAAGAAGCCACCGGAACCUCGAUUCUGUCGAAAUCGUGGCGCCACGUUUGGCGCACUCGCCCCAAUCUCGUUUUAUCCGACGCCGAUUACUUCAAAGACAAGGGACAAGAAUUCCUAUCCGUCGUCGACGAGACGCUGCAGGGGUACCUCGAUCAAGGGGUGUGCCUGGAGGAAAUCCACCUUUGCAUGUCGAACCACGUGUCGGUUCCGCUUCUCGAGAAAUGGAUCCCGAGACUGGAACCGAUGGGCGUGCACGAUUUCCGUCUCUACGUUAUUUCGAGACGUGAAGUUGGGGAAAUCGUAGAUAUUCCCGUAGUCUUCGAAGCCGAACCCCUCACGCUUUUGUUUGUGUUUAAUUGCGAUUUGGGAAGAAAUGUUCCCGAGAAUAUACGGUUUGUGCGUCUACAAGUACUUCACCUCAAAAACGUCGUGAUCGAGCAAGAGAUUUUCGAUAAGAUAGCCUCGAGCUGCGGUUCGCUUACCGAUAUGUGGUUCGAAGAAUGUAAAGGGUUGACAAAUAUAAAGUUGGACAAUGAGCUUCACAAAAAUCUCAAGAACUUCACAUUUAUUAAUCACAUCGCCUAUAGUAAAGACGAAUGCAUGAUCGAAGUCGGUGCCCCGUCUCUCGAAAUGGUCAAGAUUUACGGCAGCAGGAUUCGGUUUCUCGGCCACGAGUUCUGUAAUCUCAAGUCUUUAUGUAUAGCGAACGCGGUACUCUCUAGCGAUUUGGUCGAAGAAUCUCAGGUGUUUUUUAUCGAUGCCCCGAACAUGGAAGUUUACGAGUACACGGGACCCGUUAUCCCGUACGUGUCUUUCGCACCGACUUCCGGGAAGUCGACUUUGAGGCUGUAUAUGCGGGACGACGACGCGGAAGAUGCGCAGUCGUGGUUCCUACGGCUGAGUAAAUUGCUCCAGGGUUUACGAAAGUCCGAAAUUUGUCUGAAAAUAUUUCAUCUCGCCCGUUUCGAUCUGCGCAUCGAAGAAGGCAUUUUAAUGCGCGACGCGAUUAGUGGUGGUAAUAAGCCGGUUGUGGUGGAGAAUUUUAUACUGGAGAUCAAUCAUUUCUCCGCGUUUCCGUUUGUAUUAAAUGGUUUGUUUUGUAUUUGUCGUCCGAAAAACGUAACUCCGCACAGAAGUUGCUACAAAGAAACGGAACUGGAGGAACUCAGUGAGUUUUUCCGCAAAAUCAAAAAGAUGAUAGAUAGCGGAAACCGAGAAAUCUGGCGAGAUUUGGAGGGGUUAACCGUCGAACGUUUUAAUCGGGUUCAACAAGAAUGGCAACCUGUAAUUAAUGUGGCGAAGUUGCCGGAAUCUAUGUUUAAGGAAUUUCGGGUUCGAUUGAAAUGGAGUGAUCGAGAUUAAAUGGCGUUCGGUUCGACCCGGAAAGCAUCUUCACUAGCGAAGGCAAGACCGUAAUCCAGAAUUUUAUGAAGCUGAUUGAGAGUAAAGAAAGCUGAAUCCGACGAGUGUAAUGUUGUAUGUGUGAAAGGGAAAUUACAUUUUCAUAGUCGAAUUUUUCGUCAAUAUUUUUAUAAUGACUUCCUUAUCUUCCGAGACUGAGAAAUCGAUCUCUUGGGAAAAUUGUUGAAUUGUUUUUUAAGACAUAUAUGUUGAUUAGCUUGUUGUUUAUUAUGACAAUUUCUUGAUCCAUUAUGGUUUAUUUCUAAUGAUAAAAUACAUUGUUAUAUA